Lolium rigidum is the source of this 1310-nucleotide messenger RNA. RefSeq lists its product as uncharacterized. The record is from RefSeq and is a predicted model, not a curated record. The transcript is spliced from 4 exons. The coding region runs from base 9 to 986 and encodes 325 amino acids. Lineage: Eukaryota; Viridiplantae; Streptophyta; Magnoliopsida; Poales; Poaceae.
CUCUCACGAUGGCCUCCUCCGUGUUCAACUCACGGGCGAACAAUUUUCCUGGGCUGUCGGCGGAAGCCUCACCUUUUUUUGGCGAGCACUCCUCCCCGGCGAUCUCUUUGGCAGAUUUCUCAGGCAGAUUUGAUGGAGACAUGUAUUCCCAAUUACUGAGUAUGAGUUUGCCAUUGUCUGAAUAUGUGAAGCUGAUUACCAAAACAACGACUGUAUCACCUCCAGGAUAUCCAAAUCAUCGGCGCCUUGUUCUGACUGAUGAUAUCAAACGGCUGAUGAGGCGUGUGCUAGCAUUAAUGCCAGACCCUGAAACUAAUAACACAUGCUUCUUCAAGUUGAAGACUAACAAUGUUUUCGUUGACCUUCUGUCUGGAAAACCUUUUCUCCAUGCUGCAUCCUGGACAGCAAAUUAUGACGGCAAUCUUGCACAGAUGAACUAUGCAAGCGUUGGGGAAAUGUUCAGACAGACAAUCUUCAGUGGGGCAGUGGCAUCUUUGCCUGCUGAUUUCCAGCAACUCCUUGGCCUGAUGAAAACCAGUGGACACACGGCUUCCUAUGCUAUUCAGCAUCAUUGCUCCCUCAUUUGGCGCGUUGACAAGAAAGAGCUUUUUACCCGUAUAUAUGAUUUUUCAAACGAGAUUCUACAGAGGUGGAACUAUAUGUGGUAUAAAGAUGUCAUGAAUAAUUUGCACUUCCCUGCAAACUGGGACACACUCAUUCAGCAAAACCCAUACCUGAAUAUGUUCUACAGAGGAAGUACCUAUUACCCGAAUGCUGGAAAGGAGGUCCUGCGAUUUAAGAGGAACGCCUACAUCCAUUGUUUGCAUCAUGCAUGGGACAUGGCAACAGUGCAGAAAAUUUAUGAUCAGGCAGAUAUGGGAGAGAUGCUAGAGACCUCACUCUCCCUGGUCCUUCAUAGUUUUCAGCUGGAGCUGGAUAAACGAGGACUGCUAAGGUUUACAAUGCUCGAGUCUUUAUUCCACUAGUCUACCGACAGGCCACAAAUCCCGAGCGCACAAGGUAUCAAAUUAAUAAAACCGUGAGCUGUUUCCUGUUGAGGGCUGGCGCUUGGAUAGAUGUUACCUGUUGAGGUUUUUGGCUAUGGUUGUGUGUGAUGUAUGGUGAACUCCUUGUUUCUAGUCUUAGUGUUGAUAGGUUUUUGUCCCGUAGGAGAUGUUUCGAUGUCGAUUCAUCUGUCAGCGGGUUUCCUAUCGAUGCUAGGGCGCUCUUUCUUUCUCGUUUUCUUUGUUUACUUUCUGCUUUAAUGUUUGAACAAUGUAUAUUUCCGUUGUGAAAGUAAUGGAAAGUGG